AUGCUCGCAUACGCUCUUCUCUCGCUACUCGCCGUCUCGACACCCAUCGCAGUCGAGGCUUGUCAGAGUAAAGUCACAAAGCCUCCUCUUCUCUGGCUCGCCGAUGUUCGCGCAAACGCUGCCCCCGGCACAGACUCAACAACAACGCUGAGCAAAUCCGACCCCGGCAUGCGCCUCAUCCGAUUCGAGAAAGGCGCCGUCCCCAUCCCAAUCACUGCAGACGAACACAUCGAACUUCAGAAGUCUGGCUUGCGCUACACUGACGUCACAGAGGUCGAUCUUGAAGCCAUCGUCACAGCCAAGGCCGCGGAAGGCAACUAUGCUUCCGGUGGACGUGCCAUUCCAUCGGCUCCGAGCAAGCAAGCACAAGUAAAGCCUGUGAUUGCGACACUCUCGCAAGCAAACCUCAAGACGGACCUCUCGUCGCUCACGGCCUACAAGUCUCGCUACUACAAGUCGACUACUGGCGCAAAAUCUGCCCAAGAUUUGUUGGCCAAGUUGCAGACAAUCGCCUCGUCAGCCUCGGGCAGUGGCGGCAAAGUGACCGUCAGCGCGUUUUCGCAUACCUGGGGUAUGUCUUCGAUCAUUGCCAGAAUCGAGGGCACCAACACCGCGGGUGCGAUCACGAUUGCUGGUGCCCAUCUCGACUCGAUCAACCAGUCCGACCCGACGGGUGGUACCGCGCCAGGUGCAGACGACAAUGGCUCUGGCUGUGUCAAUCUCAUCGAGGCUUUCCGAAAGCUCGUCGCAGCUGGUUUCAAGCCGACGAACCCAGUCGAGUUCCAUUGGUAUUCCGGUGAAGAAGCUGGUCUCCUUGGGUCCGCUGCGGUCGCAAGAAGCUACUCGACGGCCAAGAAGUCUAUCAACGCCUAUCUCAACCUGGAUAUGACGGCGUGGCUGCAAACUGGAACGACACCCCAGAUUGGUUUCGUUUCUGACCGUACUUCGAGCACACUCACUGCUUUCGUCAAGAAGCUCGUGCCAGAAUAUUUGACUGGCGUUAUUGCCUCUGAUGACUAUUGUGGAUAUGCCUGCUCGGAUCAUGCCUCGUGGAACACACUCGGAUAUCCUGCCGUUUAUCCUUUCGAGUCGAUCACAAAGUACGAGAACCCGAACAUCCACACUGCAGCGGAUACAGCCACAUCAUCUCAGUUCUCUUAUGCUCAUGCGCACGAGUUUACCAAGCUCGUCGUCGCAUACGUUAUGGAGCUUGCGCUCUAG
Messenger RNA from Serendipita indica DSM 11827, 1221 nucleotides. Lineage: Eukaryota; Fungi; Basidiomycota; Agaricomycetes; Sebacinales; Serendipitaceae. The record is from the annotation of a GenBank genome assembly.